AACAGAACAGCUUUACGGGCCCGUAAGUGACAGGGACUGUCGUGAAACUGACCGGAGGUAACAAUGUACGUAGGCGUGCCUAUGGCUAGAAUGACAAAUGUUCAGCGGUGCUGCCCAAAAAUAGCUCUUCAUAGUGUAGCCAGGCCUUCUCGACGAGUCUUUAGAUAAUGGCGGCCUCAGACGGUGAUAUCUCUGACGCCGAAUUGCGCCGCCAGCUUAAGGCUUUUGGUGAAGAGCCCGGGCCUGUUACACCCUCUACCAGGGGCUUUUUACUUCGUAAAUUAAAAAGGUUACAGAAUGAACAAAGGAGCAAUUUGACGCUUUCAAAAAAGUCAUCUCCCAAACGAUCGACUCGGGCCCGCAGGUCGUUACCCGCAACGAGAAAUCAAAGUCCGUCGCGUAAGUUGAUCGGAUUUUCUAGUGACGAGGAAGACGCAGGACCGAGUCAUUCAAGUACUGUAGUUGAUGAUAGCAGGGCUAGGCGUGAGGAAGAAACGUCGUCUAGUAACGUUUCCCAGAGACGCGGCCGGUCGAGGUCGAUCACUCCAACGAGGAGAAACAAUUUGAGGUCGCGCUUACCGACCGCCAUCGAUAAGGGUAGCAUUUCUGAGAACACGUUAGAUUCCACGGAUGGUGUUGAUGGGGAAUUUUCAGAUUCCGAUGCGCAAAUCUAUCAAAGACCAAGAAGUCGAGUUGUUGGUGCAACUGACUAUUCUCGUCCACCCGUCUCGACAAAACGCGUAAGAGCUCAAGACGAAAGUGAAGGAUCAGAAACUACGCUUUCAUUCACCUACGGAAGAAACAAACAUUUCGCUACUACCGAAUCUAAACUGAGCUCUUCACUUCAAGAGAGACAUACUGGAGCCAAAGGUGCAAAGAGUAGCUCCUCUUGGUCAUCAAUUGCCAAAAUCUUUCUCUUGAUAAGUGCUAUUUGCAUUCCCCUUUUGUUGUAUGCGACCUUCAAGGGCCACUCAAGUGAACAAAUGAUCAUGGCAGACUUAGUUAAACUCACAGUUUGCAAAGAUAAAAAUUCACUGGAUAAAUAUAUGGAAAAACCUCAGCACCCUGACUGUGUACCAUUAACCAAUAUCAGCAAGGGAUAUGUAGAGUUGCUGUACAAAAGACUUAUUAUCAAAGCAGGUUUAUUUGAAUGCAAAGAUCUGAGCAUGAAGAGUAGAAAUAUGUCUCUGGGAGAGUUACAAGAACAAAUCAAAGAGGAUAAUCCUUCAAGGGAGCCUAAAGAUCAGGUUCGAAUACUUCGUACCACACUACAGCUGAUUCUUGAUAACCCUGAUUGGAAUUUAAGGUUGUUUAACAAUAUAAGUGAGAUGACACAUGAUAAUAGAAGUGUGGCCUGGAUUGAUGCAUCAGUUUCUGCCAAACCCAUAUUGUGUUGCAUCAAAGAAGCAGUAUCCCGUUUGGCUUAUCUCUCUCUGUUGAUCAGCCUUGCCAUUGGAGGAUUGAUGAUUGCAUACUUUAUUGUGCGACAAAGAUGGAGAAGAGAGGAGGAAGAGACCAGACUGAUGUAUCAGUUUGUGGAAAAAAUUAUCGACAUAUUACAGGAACACCAUGAGGCCAGUAAAACUGAGAAGAAUUUGCUGCCAUAUCUACCUAUUCCUCAUGUAAGAGACAUGUUAAUACCUCCAACUGACAGACAGAAGAAGUUUAAAGCAUGGAAUAGAGCAGUGAGGUUUUUGAGUGCAAAUGAAUCUCGCAUUCGCGUGGAAAGUCAACGGAUCGCUGGAGAGGAUUUUGAAGUUUGGCGGUGGAUCCACAUUGCUACACCCAAACCUCACAGCCCCAAAUUGUCGCUCUCAGGCACGAAACAUGGCAAAUAUUGGCAAGGACAAGCAUUUGAAAACUUCCAGUCUGCUGUGAAUCCUCCUGUGAUUAGUCCAACACCCUGUUUGAAAAUAAGGAACAUGUUUGAUCCUGAUAUUGAAACUGAAGAUGGCUGGCAUGUUAUGAUUGAAGAUGCCAUAUUGGAGAAGUGUAUAGAGAAUGGAGCAGGGGUUGUUCACAUAGCUGUAGAUAAGAGUUCCAGCGAGGGAUGUGUGUACGUCAAGUGUGAUACACACAGUUCAGCAGGCCUGGCCUUUCGAAGUCUCCAUGGAUGUUGGUUUGAUGGUCGUCUUGUUGCUGUCAAGUAUCUCACUUUGAAGCGCUACCAUCAGCGUUUCCCAGUGGCUCUGGAAGCCACCGAACGACUGAACCCUUCUGGAUCUUCUCCCUCAUCUCUGAUAACGUUUGACCCAGACGAAGCAGAAGAUGAAGAAGAUAUUAAUGAUUCUGAUAUCGAAGUUUACUGAACUUUUAGUUUUCUACCACCCUCGUCAAUUUAUUCGGGUUGAAAGCGGUCGCUUAAAUUGACCGUUCCCAUCUUCAAUGGGAACUGAUUCAGACGAAGAGAAAAAAGAUAGCAGUCGUUGCAUCCGUUGGUAAAACCUGCAGAAUAGGCGGAAUUGUCUUUCCUUGUUUGGGCGCGUUAAAACAAACUUGAAAGGCGAGACAUGCGUGAUCGGAAGAAGUCGGUUUUCUUGAACUCCUUCUGUCGCGCGUGUUCAGUGCUCGCCUCGCGUUUAUUCCUGCUCGCCUGAAUAAGGGGAAAAAAAAAAACAAUUUCCGGUUUUGUGGGCUGGUCUGUAUUUCGGUGCACGAGUUUCUUUAUCGUAGAAGUUAUAUUGAAGGGAAUAUUUCUGCUUUACUAGCGCAGCGCGUCUCUUAGAAGGCCACGGAUGAUCAAACACACAAAAAAUCGGUAUUCUUUAGGGGAGAGUUCUUUUAUCGUAAGCACAAUUUUAUAGUGAAUUGACAGCAGUGGUUGCUUACAUUAUUUAAAAUCUUCUGAUAAACGGCGAUUUAUUCAAUUUAAAUUGAAACGUUCCUUUUUUUUUUUCAUGAACCUCUUUGUAGUGUAGCGUGCGGGUAUUUCAUAUAUUUUUGAAUCGAGAUCAUUGAUUUUGCUGUUGCACGCGAGCACAAUUAUGUAUUGUAACGUGAAAAGGUACUUGUAAUAUUCAAAGUUUUGGUGACAGAGUCUUCACUGGUAGUUUUUUUAUCUCCUUGAAACUCUCACCGCAAUCCUGUCAACGAAAAGAAGGGUGAUGGUUCAAUCAUUUUUCCAGCAAUGAUUACUUUUAUUUAAGUAGGAAAAUGAUUAAUACCCGACUUCAAACGUUCUGUAAUCCUUGCGUCUUCCUCUUCCCAAGAACGCUGUCUCACUAAACGGCCUGUGAUUCAAAUUAAAGAUUGGUCAACUCCAAAUAGAAGACACCCAUAGACUUCAAAAGCGUGUUCUUGUGGAGUGGGGCGUUAAUUCAAUAAAUAACAGACCUAGCAGUUGUAGGUUUAUUGGUCUUAUAGUGAUUCUUUCAGAAUUAAUCUAUAAUUACCAGUUAUUAUUUGAGAAAAAUCGAUGAAGGAAUAUCGAGUUAGCAAAACCUCAAGGGUGAAAAUUAAACAAAAGAUGGACUACA
Messenger RNA from Stylophora pistillata, 3476 nucleotides. Its product is annotated as inner nuclear membrane protein Man1. The record is from RefSeq and is a predicted model, not a curated record. Gene Ontology annotation, biological process: nuclear envelope organization; negative regulation of BMP signaling pathway. Gene Ontology annotation, molecular function: chromatin DNA binding. Lineage: Eukaryota; Metazoa; Cnidaria; Anthozoa; Scleractinia; Pocilloporidae.